Messenger RNA from Oncorhynchus keta (chum salmon), 5538 nucleotides. Its product is annotated as inactive dipeptidyl peptidase 10-like. The coding region runs from base 490 to 2904 and encodes 804 amino acids. The record is from RefSeq and is a predicted model, not a curated record. The transcript is spliced from 26 exons. Gene Ontology annotation, molecular function: dipeptidyl-peptidase activity; serine-type peptidase activity. Gene Ontology annotation, biological process: proteolysis. Lineage: Eukaryota; Metazoa; Chordata; Actinopteri; Salmoniformes; Salmonidae.
AGAUCAGUGAAGGCAACAGAACAAUAUUUCAGAGGUGCAUAACAGUAUUUUAGUCUCAACCAUGAAAUACUUCAUACCGAAACCUUUCAUUUCAAGUCUUACUUGUGAAAUUCAGAGGAACCAAGAACGACAAAACACUUGACGACUGAAUAACCUUAAUAUUUUUUUGAAAAAUCAGCUGUAGCUCUUAGUUUUAUUUUUACUAUCCCUUCUCUACAUGAAGCAAACCCAGUAAAACCAGUAACAUAUUCAGAGUCUGCUUUGGAGGAGGUGUGUCAGAUAUAUUUUUCACAGAGGGAGAGAGAGGAGCAGCGACUGAAAAACUCAUCACCAGGAGGCAACAAAGAUCGAAUGCAGUAACUGCAAAGUGUUCUAGACACCGAACACAUUUGAUAGCAACAUGCACCCUGAGCUUGGAAAACUCUAGACCACAUUUCUUUUGUCUUUAUCAAUUUAUCUUUAUCUCCGUCAAAGGAAACUGUGUCCAAGAUGAAUCAAACAGCCUGCGUCUCUCAUCAAAUACCAUGCCAAUCAUCUAAAGACAUGGACUUUGUGCAAUUAAGCCCUGAAUCGAGGAACUACAAAGGAAUAGCCAUCUCCCUGCUGGUCAUCGUGGCGGUUUGCUCCCUCAUCACAAUGUCUGUCUUUGUUCUCACACCAGUGGAACUUCCUGGUGCGGCUAACUCCAGACUUACUGUGCUGGACCUGUUCAAGCCAGAGUUCUCGGUGCACGAUCCUGAGGCCAGGUGGAUAAGUGAUUCAGAAGUUUUGUACAGGAACCGAGACGGCCACGUCAUCAAGUUCAACUUUGCUUUAAACGAAACAGAAAUGAUCCUGAGAAAUAGCACGUUUGUGUCUUUCAAAGUUGCCAAAUAUUCUCUCUCUCCAGACAUGAAAUAUGUGCUAUUUGCUUACGAAGUGAAACAGGUGUAUAGACAUUCCUAUACUGCAGCGUACAUUGUUUACAACAUCCACACAAGGGAGGUGUGGGAGUUGAAUCCUCCAGAGGUCCAGAAUGCAGUGCUCCAGCAUGCAGCGUGGGGUGUGAAGGGACAGCAGCUGAUCUACAUCUUUGAAAACAACAUCUAUUACCAAUCAGAUGUGCAGAGCAAUUCUCUUAGGAUUACUUCGUCGGGAGAGGAAGGAGUCGUAUUUAAUGGAAUCGCUGACUGGCUGUAUGAAGAGGAGAUUCUGCAGUCACACAUAGCACACUGGUGGUCACCUGACGGAGAGAGACUGGCCUUCCUCAUGAUCAACGAUACCCUGGUACCUACCAUGUUCCUGCCUCGGUUCACUGGCAGCCCCUACCCCAGGUCACAGGAGUACCCAUACCCCAAGGCUGGCCAGCCCAACCCUACAGUCAGGCUGUUGGUGGUGAACCUGUACGGUCCCACACACACUCAGGAGCUGGUACCACCUGAUGGCCUGAGAGGAAGAGAACACUAUGUGAGUAUGGUGAAGUGGAUCAGCAACACCCAUGCAGCGGUUCGAUGGCUCAACCGGCCCCAGAACGUGUCCUUCCUCACUGUGUGCGACGCCACCGUCGGAUCCUGUGUACAGAAACAUGAGGAGGCUUCAGAUCUCUGGCUCACCAGACAGAACCAGAAGCCAGUGUUUUCAAAAGACAGGAGCAGGUUUUUCCUGACCAUACCGGUGAAGCAGGGGGGACAAGGAGACUUCCAUCAUAUUGCCAUGUUCACCAAAUCGUUCAGAAGUGAUCAAAAUGAUGUCCGUCACUUGACGUCAGGCAACUGGGAGGUGACCAAGAUAUUAGCUUAUGAUGACGGGGAGCAAACCAUAUAUUUUAUCAGUACUCAAGACUCCCCACAAAAGAGACACGUGUACAGUGCAUCUACUAUUGGUCUGUUCUCUCAACGAUGCUUGACCUGUGAGGUGAACCAGGAAGCAUGCGCGUUCUUUGAUGCAGACAUCAGCCCGAACAAACAGCAUGUUAUUCUACAGUGUAAAGGUCCAGGUGCUCCAUCUGUGAUGCUGCAGAGUUUUAAUGAUGGAAACACUUACUUUAUAUUGGACAACAACAUGCCUCUGAGAGCUGCCUUGGAAAUGAAAAAGAUCUCUAAGUCAGAUGUCAGGGUUAUUCCAAGUGAAGACUUUGAGCUGCCUUUGAAACUCACCUAUCCCCUUGACUUUUCUGAAUCUCUUCUCUAUGGCCUUCUUUUGAUUGUUGAUGGUGGGCCUGGCAGUCAGUCGGUGAGUGAUGAGUAUGAGCUGGGUUGGGACUCGGUGCUGGUAAGUUGUGAUGAGGUGAUCGUGGCCAGGCUGGACGGCAGGGGGACAGGCUUCCGGGGCCUGAGAGUCCUGCAGCAAGUUCACCAGCGCCUGGGUACCGUGGAUGUUCAGGACCAGAUAGCUGCACUGGAAUACUUGAUGACACUCCCAUACAUUGACCGCGCGCGGAUCGGAAUCUACGGAAAGGGAUACGGUGCUUACCUCACCUUGAUGCUUCUGAGGUCCACUGCGCUGAUUAAGUGUGCAGCUGCUAAUUCCCCAGUGGUUGACUGGAAACUUUACGCUUCAGCAUUUUCAGAGCGAUACUUUGGCCUGACGUCAAAGAACGACAACAGAUAUCAAGUUUCUAGAGUACUUCCAAAUAUGAAAGGGUUGCAAGGAAACAUGAUGAAAGGACCGCAAGGACCGGAUUUUCUGUUGAUUCAUGGAACCGCUGAUGCAAAUGUUCAUUUCCAACAUUCAGCAGAGUUGAUUAAGCACUUGAUCAAAAUUGGAGCGAACUACACAAUGCAGCUCUAUCCAGACGAGGGCCACUUCCUGUCCCUGCAGAGCCAGAAGCACCUGUCUGAGUCCCUGGUUGGCUACUUCAGAACAUGUUUUCAGGACUUCAGCACACCGCUACCUGAGGAGAUAGGCAAAGAGGAUGAUGACUGACAGGGUUGGGGUUAGACGAUGACUGACAGGUUUAGGGAUAGAUGAUGACUGACAGGGCUAGGUUUAGAUGGUGACUGACAGGAGGACGUGCAGGCGGGCCGUGUGUGGAUCUGGGAUCGCUAUGUUGAAGCAGUACAAUGACUGCUCUGCCCUCGCGAGAGAUGUUUGCUGUUGAUUAGGUGUCCAAUGUAGGCAAGACAUAUAGUUGAAGUUGGAAGUUGACAUACACUUAUGUUGGAGUCAUUAAAACUCGUUUUUCAACCACUACACACAUUUCUUGUUAAUUAACAAACUAAAGUUUUGGCAAGUCGGUUAAGACAUCUACUUUGUGUAUGACACAAGUAAUUUUUCCAACAAUUGUUUACAGACAGAUCAUUUCACUUAUAAUUCCCUGUAUCACAAAUCUAGUGGGUCAGAAGUUUACAUACACUAAGUUGACUGUGCCUUUAAUAAACAGCUUGUAAAAUUCCAGAAAAUGAUGUCAUGCGUUGGAAGCUUCUGAUAGGCUAAUUGACAUCAUAUGAGUCAGUUGGAGGUGUACCUGUGAAUGUAUUUCAAGGCCUACCUUCAAACCCAGUGCCUCUUUGCUUGACAUCAUAGGAAAAUCUAAAGACAUCAACCAAGACCGCAGAAGAUUGUAGACCUCCACAAGUCUAGUUCAUCCUUGGGAGCAAUUUCCAAACGCCUGAAGGUACCACGUUUAUCUGUACAAACAAUAGUAGGCAAGUAUAAACACCAUGGGACCACGCAGUCGUCAUACCGCUCAGGAAGGAGACACGUUCUGUCUCCGAGAGAUGAACGUACAUUGGUGCGAAAAGUGCAAAUCAAUCCCAGAACAACAGCAAAGGACCUUGUGAAGAUGCUGGAGGAAACAGGUACAAAAGUAUCUAUAUCCACAGUAAAAUGAGUCAUAUAUCGACAUAACCUGAAAGGACGCUCAGCAAGGAAGAAGCCACUGCUCCAAAACCACCAUAAAUUAGCCAGACUAUGGUUUGCAACUGCACAUGGGGACAAAGAUCGUACUUUUUGGAGAAAUGUCCUCUGGUCAGAUUAAACAAAAAUAGAACUGUUUGGCCAUAAUGAACAUCGUUAUGUUUGAGGAAAAAGGGGGAUGCUUGCAAGCCGAAGAACACCAUCCCAACCGUGAAGCACGGUUGGGAUGGGGGUGCUUUGCUGCAGGAGGGACUGGUGCACUUCGCAAAAUAGAUGGCAUCAUGAGGCAAGAAAAUGAUGUGGAUAUAUUGACCCAACAUCUCAAGACAUCAGUCAAGAAGUUAAUGCUUGGUCGUAAAUGGGUCUUCAAAAUGGACAAUGACCCCAAUCAUACUUCCAAAGUUGUGGCAAAAUGGCUUAAGGACAACAAAGUCAAGGUAUUGGAGUGGCCAUCACAAAGUCCUGACCUCAAUCCUAUUGAUAAUUUGUGGGCAGAACUGAAAAAGUGUGUGCGAGUAAGGAGGCCUACAAACCUGACUCCGUUACACCAGCACUAUCAGGAGGAAUGGGCCAAAAUUCACCCAACUUAUUGUGGGAAGCUUGUGGAAGGCUACCCAAAAUGUUUGACCCAAGUUAAACCAUUUAAAGACAAUGCUACCAAAUACUAAUUGAGUGCAUGUACACUUCUGACCCACUGGGAAUGUGAUGAAAGAAAUAAAAGCUGAAAUAAAUCAUUCUCUCUACUAUUAUUCUGACAUUUCACAUUUUUAAAAUAAAGUGGUGAUCCUAACUGACCUAAAACAGGGAUUUUUUACUAGGAUUAAAUAUAUAUGCCAUUUAGCUGACGCUUUUAUCCAAAGCGACUUACAGUCAUGUGUGCAUACAUUCUACGUGUGGGUGGUCCCGGGAAUCGAACCCACUACCCUGGCGUUACAAGCGCCAUGCUCUACCAACUGAGCUAAAUGUCAGGAAUUGUGAAAAACUGAGUUUAAAUGUAUUUGGCUGAGGUGUAUGUAAACUUCCGACUUCAACUGUAGCUGAUGUGGGGUAAUGUGAUGUGUGUGUGUGUGUUUGGUUUGUGUGUGUGUGUGCGUGCGUGCGUGCUUGCAACAUACAGGACUACAGAUCAUGGAGGCUUUCUAUUUGUAGAAUAACGCAGUGGUUGGACAAAAUCUGAGGGUUAAAAGUCAUUUUUGUUUUACAUUAUUUUAAAUUCCACUCAGUGAUACACUGGUUUCUCCCUCCACAGCUUUUACCAUCAGCUGUAUCGUCAUACUGUGAAAAGCAUACUUUUGUUGAAGCCCACGUUUAUCCACAUUAUUCCAAUUGUAAUAAGCAUGAACACAACUCUACCGCUUUCCGUCUGUCUUAUCCCAUUCUUGUAUGUGCUCUAAUAAUGUGUACAUUUUACUUUCAGUUACUGACAUGCACAUAUAUAUAUAUAUACACAUAUUAGGUGAUGUUACGUAGGACAUAACACCCUGGAUUAUUUGAUAAAGUGCUAUUUUUCAUGUCUUAUGAUAUGCUGUUUUCAGCUGUACGUUUACAGUAUACAGUGUGUAUAUUUUUGAGAUAUGUGUCGCAGGGGUUGAUCUUUAAGAAUAUUGUACGAGUUGACGGUCUUUGUUUUUACUGGGGUUUGUUACACUUCAGAUGAAUAGCCAUUGUCUUUGGAUUGAUUGAACAAUAAAGAAGUUUAGA